AUGGCGAACGAUGCCGUCCCGGUGCCCAGAUCAGAUGUGAUCCAUCAGUAUGGGCAUAGAGGCGCCCUUGAUCCCUUUGCUGUUCCAGAGAAAAGCAAUGAUGGCGGCUUCCUGGCACAAGUUUCCGGCAACCCUUUCUUCACUGCUGGACUGGGUCUCGCUGGAUUUGGUGCCGUUCUUGCAGUUUGCCAGAAAGGUGUCCGCCAUGGCGCAAGUCUUGUCAAAAGACGUUUACUCGUCGACGUUGAGAUCAAUGUCAAAGAUGAAUCCUAUCCUUGGUUCCUAUACUGGAUGACCGUUCACCAACGCAGUCAACUACCAUCCUUUUCUCGGUCUACUACUCCCAGUCCUGGCAAAUUGGGCAGACCUGGGCUCAUAGAGUCUCUAAUGCGCCGCUUUACCCCAGGAAUCCAUCACCUUUCUAUAGAAACGGAAAAGGUCGAGCACCCCAACGGAUCAGUUCAGACCGAAUUUACGCUCAUUCCGGGCCCUGGAAAACAUAUCAUUAGAUACCGAAAUGCGUUUCUCGUGGUCAACCGCUUGCGCGAAACAAGAUCAAUGAACCACAACACAGGUAUCCCAUGGGAGACAAUCACGUUAACGACACUCUACUCACAGCGCAACAUUUUUGAAGACAUCUUCUCAGAAGCACAUCAAUUGGCGCAGCAGUUUUCCGAAGGCAAGACGAUAGUCUAUCAGGCCAGGGCUACAUCUUGGGAAAAAUUUGGUGAGCCUCGCCGGAAAAGACCCCUUGAGUCUGUCAUAUUGGACAAGGGGAUAAAAGAGCGCAUCCUUUCCGAUGUCAAAGGCUUUUUGGGCAGUGCGAAAUGGUACUACGACCGAGGCAUACCGUAUCGAAGAGGGUACCUGCUACAUGGACCUCCAGGCAGUGGAAAGAGCUCCUUCAUCCGGGCUUUAGCUGGAGAGUUAGACUACAACAUUGCCAUGCUUAACCUCAGCGAGCGAGGCUUGACGGAUGACCGACUGAACCACCUCCUUACGAUCAUACCACGAAGGACACUAGUGCUACUCGAAGAUGCCGAUGCAGCGUUCGGCAAUCGAAGAACCCAGACCGAUGAUGACGGUUAUCGCGGCGCGAAUGUCACGUUUUCGGGGCUGCUCAACGCAUUGGAUGGCGUGGCGAGUGCUGAGGAGCGCAUUGUGUUCUUGACAACGAAUUAUGUGGACCGCCUUGACAGUGCCCUUAUCCGGCCUGGGAGGGUUGAUAUGGCAGUCAGACUUGGGGAAGCUACAAGAUGGCAGAUGGCUCAAAUGUGGGACCGCUUCUAUGGUGAAUUUGAUGUGCAAGGGAUCUUCAAGGCCCGAUUCCUGGAGCGUUUGGAGCAGCUUGGAUUAAUCAACCCCGAGACUGAGGAGAAAAGGCUCCCUGCAAGAAGCACGAGCGCAGCAGCUGUACAGGGGCUAUUCUUGUACAACAAAGGUGAUAUGGAGGGAGCUAUAGGAAUGGCGCCAGGUUUAGUCCCUGAAGGCCAGGAGGGUGACAAUGUCUCCGCUAGUGAAACUAAACCACUCGGAUGA
This is a messenger RNA of Letharia columbiana, 1539 nucleotides long. RefSeq lists its product as uncharacterized. The record is from RefSeq and is a predicted model, not a curated record. Gene Ontology annotation, biological process: mitochondrial respiratory chain complex III assembly; protein insertion into mitochondrial inner membrane from matrix. The transcript is spliced from 2 exons. The coding region runs from base 1 to 1539 and encodes 512 amino acids. Gene Ontology annotation, molecular function: ATP binding; ATP hydrolysis activity. Lineage: Eukaryota; Fungi; Ascomycota; Lecanoromycetes; Lecanorales; Parmeliaceae. Gene Ontology annotation, cellular component: mitochondrial inner membrane.